Miscanthus lutarioriparius is the source of this 525-nucleotide messenger RNA. NCBI's taxonomy places the organism in Eukaryota, Viridiplantae, Streptophyta, Magnoliopsida, Poales, Poaceae. The record is from the annotation of a GenBank genome assembly.
AUGGGUGUUGACAAGCUUGAGUUCACCGGAUCGACGGGCACGGGGCAGAUCGUGCUGGAACUGGCGGCGAGGAGCAACCUGAAGCUGGUGACGCUGGAGCUUGGUGGCAAGUCCCCUUUCGUCGUCAUGGACGACACCGACGUUGACGAGGCCGUCGAGCUCGCGCACCACGAGGUCUUCUUCAACCAGGACGAAAUGAAGAUCGCUCGGGAGGAGAUAUUCGGGCCGGUGCUGGCCAUCCUUAAGUUUAGCGGCAUGGAGGAGGUGAUCCGGCGUGCGAACGCGACGCACUACGAGCUGGCGUCAGGGGUGUUCAUGCAGAGCCUCGACGCGGCCAACAUGCUGUCCCGGGCGCUGCGGGCGAGCACUGUGUGGGUGAACUGCUACGACGUGUUUGACACCAGCAUCCCGUUCAGCGGCUACAAGAUGAGCGGCGUCGGGCGGGAGAAGGGCAUCUACGCCCUCCGCAACUACCUCCAGACCAAGGCCGUUGUCACGCCCAUCAAGGACACCGCGUGGCUGUAA